Portunus trituberculatus (swimming crab) is the source of this 5807-nucleotide messenger RNA. RefSeq lists its product as uncharacterized. The transcript has 2 exons. NCBI's taxonomy places the organism in Eukaryota, Metazoa, Arthropoda, Malacostraca, Decapoda, Portunidae. The record is from RefSeq and is a predicted model, not a curated record. Bases 513 to 2096 code for a protein of 527 amino acids.
GGUUCACUUAUUUUAUAACGACGAAAUGGUCCUACAGAGUUGUCGGUGUGGUGCAAAGUCCUGUGUGUAGAGCGUAGCAACGGGAAAAAUGGUGUUAAGAUCCCGGGUCGAGUGGGAGGUCCUUGGCGCUGAUUGGCUGGCGGCUCCCUCGAGCUGCUCCUCGACCAAUGAGGACGAGGCGCCACACUUUCCUUUCACCCAGCGCCAUAUUAAGUGACACCUGCACCCCUCCACUCUUCCCCUGUGCCCUCCUGCCCCGCCACAAACAUUGUUAAGGAUAUUUCCUGCGAGUUAUCCUCCCCCCGAGCUGCCUGAGUGUGUGUGGCUUGUUGUGCUGCAGGUCCCUUCGAGGGGCAAGUCCUUCGGGUCAAGGAUAAGGAAAGUCCCGCCUCAGGAUGAGGCAAGACCGCCCGCGGCCCUCCCCAGCUGGCGCCAGAGGAGGCUCGAGCGGCAGCCAGUGCCAGGUGGAGGCCUGAGGGUUGAGGCCUUGUGAGGUGAACCUCGUGUGGAGUAUGGAGGAGCCCGGGGCCGAGCGGUCGUCCUCGCCCUCGGGCAGCGAGGACAGUGAGGGUGAGAGCAAGCACGGAGAUACUGUGGAGAACGGGAGAGAGUCAGAGGAAGAGCAGGAGGAACACAGCAAGGGAGAGGCCGAGGACUCCUCUUCCUCAGACAGUGAUGGCAGUGGCGAGGAUGACUCUGAGCACUCUGCCAAGUCUGACCCUGGGGAUGCAAGGAACAGUGGUGGCGGUGGUGAUGAUACUGAGGAGGGCCAAGGGAGGGAGUACAAUAGUGGGGGUGGAGGCUACUCCAUGGAGGGUGAGGCAUACCCGUUGGCCGACCUUCCCCUGGAGGUGAUCACUACAGUGGAGCCGACCAACUAUGCCUACCCAGUGCUGAAGAACAUGUCAAAUGGGGUGCUGACUCACCGAAACAUCUUCACUGAGGCAGAGCGCUCAGUGCUGGUGGGAAUCAUCAACAAGUACCGCAACAUUGUGGACACACGGAGCAGAACAAGAGAGAUUUACCUGGAGAAGCAAAAUGUGUGGCAGCAGAUCGUGGAGGAGUACAACAGCACAGAGAACAUCAUGGUACGCACGGAGAAGGAGCUACGCAAGUGCUGGGAUAAUAUGAAGUAUCGUGCCAAGCAGGCCGAGAAGGAAAUGUUCAAGACGGAGAUGAAGGCGGAGGACGAGGGUGAAUCGGGCAUCAAGAUGGAGCCGCCGGACCAGGAAACCUUCCACUUUGCCUCAGAUUAUGAGGCAGUGACUGAGGAUGUCUGGCAGUGUGGUGAACCUGCUGGGGAGGAAGAGAGAGAGCCAGCUCUCAAAAAGGCACGGCAGGAGUCCCCAAAACUGUCCAGCCUUCUGCUGGCUGCUGCACACAAGCGUUCUCCAGGAAAGAAAGCCAGCAAAAGUAGUAGUGGUUCAGCCAGCAAGAGUAGCAGCAGCAUCAAUAACAAUAGUAACAACUUCCCAUACAGCAUUCCGUCAUGCACUAAAGUCAUGCACGUGAAGAAAAAGGGACAGUCAGCUACUGCUUCCGUUAAUGUUUCGUCACAGGAAAUUCCUAUCCUACCCAAGGGUCUGGCCUCCUGCCUCUCCAUUACCAACAUACCUAACCCAUCAGGUGCACUGGGGAACUCCAGUCAGGAAUCUGCCUCCCCGGGUACCUCACCCGUCCAGGCUGCUCUCAAGCCCAUGCCCAGCCUCAAAAAGAUGGUGCCUUCCAAGCACCAGCACAGCACAGCCAAGGGCUCCAGCAUGCGCUCUAGCAGGAAGUCCAAUGGACUUUCCUCCAAGGCCAGGGGACACAGCACAGCUCCCGGCCCAGAGCAGCCAGCCUCCCCAGUGCUGGGUGAGGCAGAGAGUGAAGAGCGGCUGCUCAGCUCUCGGUUGGUGACGCAGCGCCUCCAGCUGGAACAGCGCGAGCAUGAGCUGCGGAUGCGACUGUUGGAGAAGGAGUUACAGGCGCACACCUUCCAGUGCCAGUAUUGGAACCUACGGCUGAAACUGCUGCGUUCAGGCCGGGAGGGUGGUGGCAGCGGUGGCGGUGGGGCCCUCAACCUCGCUGGUGCUACUAACGGUGAUAUUGAUUAGCUGGUGCUCUGAAGGGCCAGGGUCAAAACGACAGGUUGUGAGUUUGUGAUGAUUGGCUACUCUUUAAGACAGGGACCCGCAGUGGUUGUUUCUCGCUCUUCGGUACCUUUCUUCCUUCUCUCUGCUCUGGUUAUUUUAUGUAACUCCCAAGGUUGUUGGUCCCUCUUGGUGUUGUGUCACGUGGACCCCAAUGGUUGUGUGUUCAGGUACAACAUGUUUUACUAUCUCCUGUCUGGCGUGGGUCUUGGCCUCAACUGGGCUGCCUGGCCUGGUGCGUUCAAGUUUACCUAUUUUUACAGAGGCUAUUUUGUGGUUACUAUUUAAAGGUAAUAUGUAUAUGUAUAUACUAUAUAUAUAUUGCAAUGCAUAAUACUUGAUAAGGAGUCAGAUGCAUUCUAUUUUAAAAGAUUUUUAAGUCCUCAGACAUACAAAAAUGUUAUUUAUAUGUACACCAUUGAUGAAGACCAUUGCUGACUGUGUUAACAGUACAUUAUGAUUUAAGAUGUUGUAUAUGUGCUUCUUAAUUUAUUUUACAUAGAUUUUCUGCCUGAUGCAUAAUAGGAGUGUGUGUUUUGAAUUGUGAUUGAAGUUGGUUAUGGACUUCUGGGUUGGAUAAGAAAGUAUUAACCUGUGUCAUUAUUGCCAGAAUGCUGCUGGAUGCUUUGACAUCAGAUUUACACUGCAGUCUGUUAAUACUUUAGUAGAUAUUCACUGUAUUCCAUCUCCAUUUUUUUUUUCUGCUGACUUGCAGUGAUUAUCAUGAAAUUAAGGUCAUACUGAGAUUGCAGACACCUGUGGACUCUGCUAGAGCCACCAUGCAGUGUGCAGUAGAUGGCUGAAAGGAUCAAACCCAGUUGUGAGAGACUUGGUGGACUGGGGUAAAAGUUUGACUACAAUGAUCAAAAGUACGAGUACCUUGAAUUCUUUGAUGGUUUGCAGUCAGAUCUGCAUUUAUAAGUCAGUCAUUUCUAGGGAACAAGAUUAAGAACCUCUGGUGCAGGACGUGUAAAGGUAGUCUGUCAGUCUGGCAGUAAUGAUUUGUGAUGUUUAUAUUUACCAACAUAAUAGUACACUGAGUUGGUGGUAAGAGGCUAAUGUUUUAAACCUUGAUAAGGUGUUUUUCCUAAUAUGUAUUUAAUGUGGUACCAAGUUGUGGUAAGUUUUGUGAUUUGCUGACCUCAUGCCUAGUUUUGAGUUAGUUCCAUGAUUAAUGUUAAUUUUACAAUGCCUUUCAUUUACUUAUAUGUGUGGCCUGUGUGUGUCACGGGCCUUGAGAGCCUGCAGGGUGUCGUAUUGAGGGUGGUGCCGUGGGCUUCUGCAUCAUGUGGGGCCAUGCUGUUUACUUUGCUUUUCUUGACACAAAGUUUUAGUAUGAUGGAUAAUUUAGCAAUUUCCAGCCACAGGGUGAGUAGUGAAAGCUAACGGUGGAAUCAAGCCACCGCCGCCACGCCAGUCUUUGCACCGUGGAGUGCACUGUCUUGGCUUGCCCUGCCACCUCCUCCCUCAUUAGUGAGCUUGGUGUAAUUAUUAUCUCUCUCUCUCUCUCUCUCUCUCUCUCUCUCUCUCUCUCUCUCUCUCUCUCUCUCUCUCUCUCUCUCUCUCUCUCUCUCUCUCUCUCUCUCUCUCUCUCUCUCUCUCUCUCUCUCUCUGCACUAAUACUUGCCCGUAUUUACAUGUUGCCUUUUGUUGUGUCCCCCAGUGUAACGCUCACUUUUUGUGCUGUUUGUGCCACAGUAGCUUUUUUAUUUGUUUUUUUUUUAUUUAUUUAUUUUUUAUUUUUUUUCUGGGGCUGGGUUAGAUGGUGGCAGUUGAAGGUAGUAACAAAGGGAGACAGGGGUGGUUAUCUAGUCUGGGGCUCUGGGUUAGGUGGUAAGACAUUUCUGUAAUUCAGUGUUUUAUUAUUUAUUACUCUCAUGAGAAGGAACGUGCUACCCAGCAAGGCUUGUCAGUUUACCUUUCCCAGCUGGCGUACAUGCUGGCUGGCUGGUGGACUGUCAGUUUAUCCUGCUUCGUGAUCCCAUUUUUCAGGCCUAGUUAGUUCCUAUGAAUUGGUGCAGAUUGCCAGGUUGAUCUUAGGUCAAGUUGAUGUGGGUGUGUUUCUGAUUAAGGUUUGUGUGUUGCUCCCCCAAGAGUGUUGGUGCUCAUGAAAUCCAGGGUAUGAUAGUCACUCGCUUCCUUGGAGAUUCUUGUUAAACAUAUUGAUGGGUUGUCUUUCUUGAGUCAUUCUUCAUGUCUUAGGUUUGAAAGUUCUCAGCCAGCAGUUGUAAUCUUUUAUUGCAUACUAUUCACAUUAUUUUAUGAAACUUUGCUUUCAUUUGAAGAAUACAAUUUAAUUUUUGUUUUUGGAAGUGCACAUGGAAAUUUUUACAUGUGUUAGUGCUGCAUAGUACAUUGUAGAAAAUGUAGUAACUGCUGGAAGAGAUGAUGACACUAGAUAUAAUGGAAGGUAAUUGUAGAUUCUGUAGCAAUGAAGUUUUUAUCAUAAAAUUGCUUCAGUGGAGUAAGUCAGUGGUGACAAACCUCCUUCGGGUGAUGAGCCAUCUAUAAAACAGAAUUAACCAGCAUCAUUACUCCCCCACCAGUGCCUUGAUACCAGGGUCCAUGACAACUAUUAGCUGCUGUAGAAGUAAUGUUCAUCAUGUAGCAAAACCCUCAUGACAGCUUUCAUUGUCCAGUCAUCAAGGUCACAUACACAAGGCCAGCGUGUCUCAUGGAGGCUUUCUCUCAUCAAUGCAGAGUGCAGCUGUGGGACACAUUUUAGUUGUCAAUUGUAUAUGUGACUUGGCAUAAAUGGAAGUGAAAGUCUGUCUGAAAUGGGACUCAGUACAUGGUUUUGCUUGAUAGGAUGGAGGAUCAUCUUAAUAGAAGUACAAAAUUAAUAUAUGUUGCAUCAUGUACUUAGAUCAUUUUGUUUGUCAGGUCAUUCUUAUUUAUUCCUCCUGCAUAUGUAAGAUCUUUGCAGUAGAUUUGUGUGGAGUUUUAGUGUUUCUACAAGGUAUCUGACAAGGAACUAUGUACUGAAUAUGAUGGCAUAUUGAAUGCAAAUAUUUUUACCUGGAAACAAAUUAUAACAGUUCACCUUUCAACUGUGUACCUAUAAUGAUUAUUAUUUUCUAAAAAGUAUGUAAGAUAGGAAAUGUCUUACAUGUAUGCUAGCAAAUCCAGUACAUAGUGUUGUUUCCAGUGCCACUUGGAGCAGUUUACAUUUGUAAUGGACAGAGGAAUGAGUUGUCAUGCUUUGAGGCAGCCUGAGGAAGGUACUGUGGUGGGCAGGAGAAUACUUAACCCUCUGUGCCUAGUGACUCGGGUGCUCUUUGAACUACUGCCAGCAUGGGGCCGAGGCAGGAUAUGGCCGAGCAUUUCCAGAAAGAUGCUGUUACACUCCUAAGUCUAGUUUUAUAAUUGCUGCGUUGAUGUUUACAUUCUUAAUGCACAAACCAGUUCGUUGAGCUGUAAAUGUGCAAGAUUCCAUUCGUGUUGAAUUGAAGGAAUUGUUGUGAACAAUGUAAUAAAUCUUGGGAGAAGAAUGCGCCUCUCAUCUGAUAUUUUUUAAUUAGUUGAAUCACUCAAGCUGUACCCUUGGCAGACACUGACCUAUUUGCUGUGAAGGAAGCAUUGGUGGUACCUAUUGUGUCGCCUCAGGAGAGUCGCGUUCCUGCAGAAUAUCAAAAUAACACUGAACAAAAAUCAUAAAUAAAGAUGACUUAUACA